UCUGGAGCAUUCCCCACUACCUCAGUCUGUUUUCUGAUUUUGUGCUUCCUUGGAUGUAAAUGAGUGCUGUCACUUGUCUUAGAGUAGCCAGCCACUGGAUGGGACAUCUGUCUUUGCUUUUUCAUAGGCUUAUGUUUACCCCAUCAAUUAUGAUGAAAAUUGCAUCAUUUCAUGACCUUCCUGAGGAGAAAGCUUUCUCCUCUCCUUUUGAACUCAGGCUGUUCAGGUACCUACUCAGAGCAACUUUGUAUGUAGCCAGUUGUUGAUACAAACAAUAUAGAAAUGUUAAUGGGAAAGAAACUGUUGGUUGUUCUUUGUUUCUGCUUUUUUGUUAAUCUGGCUGCAUGUGCUAUAGAAAUUUCCUAUAUUAAUGACUGUUUUCCUCGGUUAUUGUUAAAAUGCUAGCAAGGUAUAAAAAUGUGGGGUUUGCAUUUCUCAUGUAAAAGUGGUUUGAGCUUUAAUAUGCCUUUAUCACUGAAUUGGGCCAGACUUUUAUUCAUAUGGAAGAGCCAUAUGGGCAUCUGUUGCUCUUCUUUGUCCCAUCUUCAUCAUUUUACAUUUCAGGUUUGGUAUUUACUAUGCUCUUUGUAUUAUUUGCUCAGUACUUUCACUGUGAUUCUUCUUUCAGCUAUAUUUCUAUUCUGCUGUUAAUACCAAGCACACAUAAUACCAUCAAACUCUGUUUUGAUCCUGGACAAACAUACUAGUCUGGAUAUACUUUUGAAAUGUUGAAUCUUGGCUCAUCAUUUGCCUUCACAAAAGUAAUCCAAAAUUAAUCCAAGAUUUUCUGCAACCUCGAAAUGCCUGAAACUUUUUUUUCCAGGAAGCUAAAGCCUGUAAUAUCUUAUAUGACCAUAAAUUAUUUUUGUCUCAUGUAGGUUGAGCUACUUUCCUUGCCCUACCUGUUUGCUUUCAAGAUCCAUUUUGCUUUGGUGGUAAUGCCUGUUAGGUCUUCUUAUGAAUAAACUUAACUCACUAGCCCUGAGGGAGAGAAGUUAAUUUUUGUCCAGGUUAAUGAAUUAUCCCACUCAGCAAGAGCCUGAUGAAUGCCAGAGCUGGCAGGUGGACAAAGGCCAAGGAAAAUAUUUCAGAGAAUAAGAGAACUCAUUUUUGCCUCCUGAGGCUGCCUCAUGUAAUUUCACCUUCUUUUACAGAAUUUACUUGACUUUGUUAGGAAAAGCUACAGUGUGUGACUAGUUUCUCUGAGCUUCCCAAAUAGACUGUGAGAGAUACUUAAGUUAAAAAUUAUUUAUUCUGAUAAUUAUUUAUGUAACUUGCAUAUAUCAUCUAAAGAUUUUAUUAAAGGUACCGAUAAAACAGAGUACAUUCUUUCAUUACUUUAUUUUUCUUUAUCUUAGUUUUUCUGUUCUUGAAGUCAGGGAAACAUAAUCUGCAAUAUGCCUAUUUGAGUUGAUUGCUACCUCACAUUAACAUCCUUCCUGAAAAAGUUUUAUCAUAGCUGAGCAUCAGCAUUCAACCUUUUCUGCAGCACUUACUUUAAAAUUAUUUCAGAGGCACCUUGUUGAGGUGUGGUUAGGAAUAAUCCAUGAUUCAUUAACUCACUUCAAGCAUAUAAUUUGCAAAACUUCUAAUAAAGAUGCAGGUUAAACCACAUUAACCCUGAUAGUGUUCCUCACCUGUAUACCCUAUGGAACAAGUACAUUCUCAAUUAACCUACUGAAAAGGUAUUUACUGAUUAUCUCUGAUUAGUACACCACAGAGAGCCAUGGGAGACACACCAAGAAGGCCUAAUGUGACACUUCCAGGGAAAGCACUACACAACCUGGUGUGAAUUUGUGUAGAAGACUAACUCUGAGGUGAAGGGAAAUUGUAGAUAAUUAUCUGCUUUUGAGCUCCAGGAAAAUGCUCUACUCAUUGGUAUAUGAAUUACAUGCUGACAGUUAAGCAGCUGCAUCAUCUCUUGUGCACAGUAGGUCAUUUUCACUCUUUUUCAUAAAUGCUUCAGUUGCUAUUUCUUGAGCAUAUAGUGUGAGCUACUUAAUCACUCAGUGAUUGCUGAAGUCUGUAAAAUGUCAAAUUCAUUCAUUUUGUUUAUGUAUUUUGAAAUACAUAAAAACUGUCCUAUUCUCUUGUAAUCUGUUUCUCCACAGAGAACUUCUGUUGGCUGAGGGAGGCAUAACCUUUCACUGACUGAAUUUAUUAAAACCAGGCUGACACCAAGCCUGUGUGAACAGAUGGGAGGGAGAAAAAGGUCAAAGUAAAAGCCAUACAGAGGAAUUAUCAUUGCUACUCACAGAAGUGUAAAAACUGUGCUAUAAACCUAAUCUCUUACUUUUUACACCAACCAGCAUAAAUGUUCAAUAAAUUCAGAUGCUAAAUCCAUUUUUACUUAAGUGCUUUUAAAAUGCUGAAGUUGUAAUUUGAGGUAAUGAGGUGAAAACGUUAAAUUGGUCUAGUUGUUUGAUUGGCAUUGGGAUUGUCCUGUUCCUUGUCAAGUACAGAUCAUGAACUAUGGCUAUUUGUUGAUUACAACACUGAAACAAGAAGCGCAAAGAAAUAGAAAGGAUAAGCAGUGAGUAAAUGCUAUUCUCAUUAUCACUUUAGAAAUACUAAAUGCAUAAAUUUGACAACAUGUAUGUAGGUUGUGAGAAUGGCUGGAUCACGUGUCAAACUAGGGAUAAAACAGGGGCAGCUGGGGUCCAAAAGAUCACAAAAAGUAUUUUCUUGUUUUCAGCACCUUUCCUGUCAAGCAGUACACAAAGUGGAGGAUGCUCUCAGCUUUGACCUUGGGAACAGUGGAGGAGUAAAAAAAGGAGAGCAAGAGGCCUUACUGCUCUCACUGCUACCACUGUCCAUCUAGCUUCAGCUGCAUGGCUUGAAACUGGACUAGAUCGUUCCAAGAGUGCCCUCUGUGGGAGAUGAGUUGGGCUUAGGAACUCAGAUGAGACAGCAGCGCCACCAAAGAUGUGGAAGAAGGACUAGGGUAUCUAUUUUUUCCCCCCCCCCAAUUCUAUUAGUUGGCCUGAAAUAACACAUUACCUAUGGCAAGGGAGGACUAUGAAAUGAAGGCACAGAGUUCUUUGCUGGAUUGUCUCCUUGGGGAGCAGCUGCUUUAUGUGAGACAGUAAAGCACACCCUCAACGCCUGUUACUUGAAGCUGCAUAUUAUCAGCAUGCUAAAGAAUAUAUACAUUAUCCAGAUUGUUUUGGUUGGAAUGUACUAGUGUUACCAAAUACCCAUACCCGAUUUCUGUAGUCAAUAUCACAGCCUCAGAGUAAAGAGUACUGAUAUGCUGCCUGCCCAAAGAACAGACAUUUAAUGUAAUGGAGCCGUAGGACUGAAAGAGCUGCUUGAUUAUUUACUGUCAUGAUUGUUCAGUCAUGGUGAUGCCAACAUUCAAAAGAUAUUGUUUGCAUUAAGCUGUUUUGAGAUGUUGAACUAUGAAACACAAGAGAUUAAAAGAGGUGAAAAACAUCAAUUAAGAUACUUUGAUUUUUAUAAACACAGCUCUUCGAUCUUGCUAUACCUAUCUCUAUCAAACUGAAGAGUUCUUACAAAAUUUCUAUUCCUCACCAACUGGUACUAGAACACAGUCAGGUCUUUCAUUUUUUCCUGUAUAAACUUCGAUUUUCCUGGAUCCCCCGGGAAUAUUUUCCCCAAAUACUGAAUGUUGAAAUAAAUGCAGCAACAAAUGUAGCAGCGUACAGAUGAAUACAACUGUUUGGAAGUCACCCUGGCCCGGGGGUGCUCCGGGCGAGCUCUACUGCUCAGCGAGUCGCCCACGUUCUCCUCAGCCGCUGCUCCCGGGAGAGGGCCCCAGCCUUGAGUUACGGACUCGGAACCAUCUCCUGCUCAGUGUCGGUUCACCGGUGCCUCAGGGUUUUGCUCACCGCACGCUGCUUUACAGCACGGCAGCGCUUCCCUGGGAUAUCUUUCCUCUCUCCUCGCAGCCCGCCGCAAGCCUGCGGCUACUCCCAGAGAGCUGCAAUUCCCGGGAACAGGCGGGACAACCCAGCACCGCCCCGCAGGCCCGGCUCGCCCAAUCAGAACGCCCGUCUCUCACCCCGCGGCAUUCUGGGAGUUGUGGUCCGGGAUCGGCAAGCCCGCGCGGUGGGGCCACCUCGAUGAACGGCAUUGCCCAGAAAGCUCCACGGCGGCGACGCCCCGGGCCGAUUUGUCCCUGCAGGUGGUCUGCGAGCAGUCCGGACUCCGGCGGUCCCGGGAUGGCUGCUGCGGUACCUCCCGAUGCGCUGGGUCGGCGGGUCGCCUGUGGCACCGACUAUGGGACUGUGCGCUAUGUGGGCAGCGUGUCUCGUACUGUAGGAAUUUGGCUGGGUGUGGAAUGGGAUGAUCCUCAGAGGGGAAAGCAUGAUGGCAGCUAUGAAGGAACACAGUAUUUUAAGUGCAGGCAUCCUAAAGGAGGAUCGUUCAUCCGGCCAAACAAGGCAAAUUUUGGAGUAGAUUUUCUUACUGCGGUAAAGGAUCGGUACGGAUUGAAUGAUAAGCAAGAUGUUCAGUGUGGGACAGGGAAUACAGUAAUAUUUGGAACGAAGACUGUGGAAUUUGUUGGCAUGGAUUCUGUUGCAGAACAGCAAAGGCAACUGAACAAUCUGGUGGAUAUCUCGGUGCGUGAGUGUGCUGUGAGCCAUGCUGGUCAGGAAGAGGAAAUCAGCAGAACAUGUGCCAAUAUGAGGCAUAUAAACAUAUCAAAAAAUCUGAUAUCAUCUUGGGAGACAGUAAUAGCUAUUGCUUCUCAAGUUCAAAAUCUAGAAACACUUAAUGUCAGUGAAAACAAAAUGAGAUUUCCAUCUACAUCAACUUUUACAUCCAGUGCAUUUUCAAACUUGAAGAUUCUGGCACUUAAUCAAACUGAAAUAACAUGGACAGAGGUUCUUCUUUGUGCUCAAGGAUGGCCAGUACUUGAAGAGUUGUACCUUUCUUCUAAUAAUGUUACAAUUUUGGAAAGGCCUGAUAAUGUCCUGCAGACCCUGAAGUUGUUAGACCUUUCAGACAACCAGUUGCUGGAUGGAAAUCAGCUGCAUCUCAUAGCACAGCUCCCCAGAUUAGAACAGCUAGUACUUAGAAACACUGGGAUAUCAUCUAUACACUUUCCUGAUGCUGGAUUUGGAUGCAAAACUAAAAUGUUUCCUUCACUAAAACGCCUUGCAAUAAAUGACAAUAAAAUAUCACAGUGGUCAUCUAUCAAUGAGCUUGAUAAACUACCAAGUUUGCGGGCACUCCAGUGUAACAAUAACCCCUUCAUGGACACAGAGAAGAACCCAGAGACCCUGAUACAGCUCAUUAUUGCCAAGAUAAGUCAGUUGGAGGUUUUGAACAACUGUGAGAUCCUUCCUGCUGAAAGAAGAGGAGCAGAGCUUGAUUACCGCAAAAUAUUUGGAAAGGACUGGCUAGAAGCUGGUGGGCAUUGGAACCCAGAGAAAAACAAACCAAGUGAAGAAUUUCUUGCUGCCCAUCCCAGAUACCCAAUACUUUGUCUUAAAUAUGGAGCACCUGAAGAAGGAGAACUGAAGGGACAACAGCCUUUGACUCUGAAAAAUCAGCUCCUGACUUUGACAAUUAAGUGUCCUGAGAAACCUGAACAGAAGCCAGUGGAGAAAAAACUACCAGAGUCUAUGACUAUUCAGAAGGUCAAAGGACUGCUGUAUCGCCUAUUUAAAAUUCCUGGUUCAGACCUGAAACUGUCCUACGAAAGUUCUAAAUUGGAAGGAAAAGAAGUUGAACUAGACAAUGACUUAAAGCCUUUGCAGUUUUACUCAAUAGAAAGUGGAGACUGUGUGUUAGUACGAUGGUAAAAGGGGACUCUCUUGCUGGACUGAAGGAAAAGCUGACGCAAGACUUGCAGAAGAGACACAGACACACGGACAACCUGUGCCUAGCAGACAUAUAGGUGAAUGAAUUUCACACACGUGGCACCAAAGGGCUGUACAAUUGUACUUUCAGUUCCUCAACUUGAUCAUCAGCCUCCAGGAAAACAUCUGUUCCUUUGUCCUACCGGAGAAAUAUCACAUAGUGCUUAAAUGCUUCAAUUAAAUAAAACUCAAGGUCACCCUUUUGCCAAGAUUUUA
Vidua macroura (Pin-tailed whydah) is the source of this 6047-nucleotide messenger RNA. RefSeq names its product tubulin folding cofactor E (gene TBCE). The coding region runs from base 3669 to 5774 and encodes 701 amino acids. Gene Ontology annotation, biological process: protein folding. NCBI's taxonomy places the organism in Eukaryota, Metazoa, Chordata, Aves, Passeriformes, Viduidae. The record is from RefSeq and is a predicted model, not a curated record. The transcript is spliced from 17 exons. Gene Ontology annotation, molecular function: alpha-tubulin binding.